Molecule: messenger RNA, 1752 nt
Organism: Cicer arietinum (chickpea)
Lineage: Eukaryota; Viridiplantae; Streptophyta; Magnoliopsida; Fabales; Fabaceae
Source: RefSeq, a predicted model, not a curated record
UGUAACGGGCAGGCAGCGCUCACUACUUCGUGCUUCAAUUGCAACCUCUUCCCGCCUCACGUCAGAGAGCCUCCUCACGGACAACACAACGGUACAAUCAAUCUCGACAAACGCGCGGCCGCCUCUGCUCCUCUGCUCGCUGCGGGCCUGUGGCCGCCUCUGUCUGACUGCCUCCAUGGCCGUUCAUCGCUCUCGCCUCUCUGUUCGCCGCAGAUCGCGUUGCUGCUUUGUUCAAAAGGUUUGACACACUUGGUUUACCCAGGCGCUGUUCAUUCCAGAUUUGAGCAUUCUCUUGGAGUGUACUGGAUUGCUGGCCAAUCUGUUGAAAAGCUUAAUAAUUAUCAAGGCAGUGAGCUUGGUAUUGAUAAAUUUGAUAUUCAAACGGUGAAACUUGCUGGACUUAUGCAUGAUGUGGGACACGGGCCACUCAGUCACUUGUUUGAACGUGAGUUUCUCCCCCAAGUUAUGAGCGUUUCUGAUUGGUCGCAUGAACAAAUGUCUGUCAAUAUGGUUGAUCAUAUAGUUGAGGAACACCGUAUUGAUAUUGAUCCUCAAAUGUUAAAAAGAGUCAAGGAGAUGAUAUUAGCGAGCUCCGAAUUUGCUCUUCCUAGGGGCUCAAGUGAGAAGAGUUUCCUGUAUGAUAUUGUUGCAAAUGGACGAAAUGGAAUCGAUGUUGACAGAUUUGACUAUAAUGCUCGUGACUGUCGAGCUAGUGGUGUUGGAUGCAACUUUGAAUUUCAGAGGUUAUUGGAGACCAUGCGAGUUUUGGAUGACGAGAUUUGUUAUUGUGCAAACGACUAUCUUACCAUCCACAAGUUGUUUGCAACUCAUGCUGUUCUGUAUAGAACAAUUUAUACACAUCCAAAAGUAAAGGCAAUAGAGCUUAUGGUGGUUGAUGCAUUUGUGCAAGCAAAUGAUUAUUUGCAGAUUUCAUCUAGUAUUCAAGAUCUUGGUGAAUAUUGGAAGCUGGACGAAUUGAGGGUUAUGAUUCAUUCUGGAAAGCAAGUAAGCUCUUCGUUAAAACUGAAACCAAGGGUUUCAAGACUGUGAAGUUUAUGAACUGAACUUAGUAAAUGUUGGUUGCAUUUUCAUAUUACAUCCAAAUCACAGAGAGAUCGAAAGAAAGGAGGCAAACCUAACAUUAUAGGGCAUUCAUAAAUUUGAAGUGUUAAAAGGCUGGGAAACAUGUUAUCUCUAUCCUCAUUCGAUAAACUCGUCAGGUUUGACAACCCCUUAGUUUUAAAUUUUCUAGUGUUCUUAGACCUCCUGCAACUCCAUUAUUGGAUGACUCCUCGUAUAAAUAUUUUACAUGAGUCGAGUUAAAUAUUUUAGAGAAGAACUAGACAUCCUAAACUUGAUAUUGAAUAAUUGAUAUAGGGACAUUCAGGAAUAGUUUUUAUUAGCACACUUACUAUUUAUGUGAGAUGAAAUUUUGGACAUACAAGUCUUGGCAUCAAAGGAAAUUGUACCACAAUAAAACUAUUUUUAUAAAGUAGUAAACUAUGAUAUCCAGACUUUGAAGUUGUUGUGUUUGAGGUUACGUUUCAAUUGUCUUAUUUCUACCAAAAGAUAUCCGUUUUUAUUGCCAACUACAUAUGUAGUGUUAAAGUCGUAGGGGAAGCCAACAUCCUUAUAUUUGGAGGCAAGCUUGAUAGAUGUUGCAAACUUUCAAGUGUCCAAAUUAUUAGACAACUUUUGGAGGCUAUGAUCUAACUUUAAAAAUCUGCAAAUUCCACGAUUUACAUUCUGAAA